AUGGACGCAAAUCCUUUCGACGCCCCUGGGCCUCUCGCCGGCUUUUACGAUGAUGGACAAGCCAUGUGGAACACGGCCUUCCCCGUGCUGCCAAGGGGACCUUGCAACUACACGGAUCCCGCCCUGCCGCGCUGCGGUUGCCGCCGCUUCUGGAGCAAGCUGAAUGCCACGCCCGAUUCUGCUGAGCUCUGCCAGUGCUCCCAUCAUGCCUGCUUCCACGACGAUUUUCCAGCCCCUUCACAGCUCCCGCCUACUCCUUCCCUCGCAUUCGCUGGUCUUCCUCCCACUAAUAUCCAGAAGUCGAACUCGUUCAUGGGCACUCAACAUACAAGGGGGCUACCGAGCCCAAUGGAGGAAAUACACCAGUCUUUUGUGCCCAACAGGUCUUCCCAUCUUGGAGUCUCUAUGGAUUUCGGCCUCAUGAAUUUCCAUGCUUCCAGUUUCAACCAGCGUAUAGUGGCUUCCCAGCCUCUACAAAUUCAGGAACAACCAUACCAGUCUAUGGAGAAGCAGGCUGCCAUUCUGGAUGAAGCUCCUGUUACCGGCUGGAAUAACGGGAACAAAACCCAGCAGACCGAAGGAUACGAGGAGACACAGCCAUUGAGCCCAGAUAAUUUCUUGAUGCCUUCCCAGGCCCCAUCAACUACAGCUUCUAGCCAGAGGAGAUACAUGGCGCCGUUUUUUGGGAAAGGACUGGAUACACUAACACGUCCAUCCGCGCUUAGAAAGGAAGCCUCCAAUCCGGAGAAAGGAGCAGAGCAUCUCGAGGGACCCGUGCAAGCGAACCCCCAGGAUGUAUGCGGCCCAAUGGACUUGAUGGCACCGCUCCAGUAUAAGCCGGACAUGACGCCCAGACCUGGAUCAGCGCAUAACCAGUCGUUCCUUGCUGUCAAGGAUGAUUUAAAACACAUAACGAAUGUUAUUAAUCUCCAGGAGCAUAGGAUAGACAGGCUUGAGAACACAUCCUUCUCGGUUAUAGGUCACGACGAUUGCUAUGACAAGCAUGAGCACACGGAUCUCCGAGUCACGGAGCUUGAGUCUCGUGUUGACGAGGUAGAGAAGAUUCUGAAUGACAAUGCCAGUGUCGCCGGCGCAAGUGUGGUCUCGGCGGUAUCUAAUAGCACAGUCCGUUCAUCCCAGAAGGUUACUCUAAGUCAGUUCCAGGCCCUACAGGCACAGAUCAGUGAGCUUCAGGCGACAUCUCUCCCAACGUAUAACAAACCUUGGGAUCUGGAAGUUGUUUUUCUACCGUUUCCUCUCAAGGGUAUCUGGGUGGAUGCCCGCAGAAUCUUCGACCUGCGACAGUCGAUGGGCCCCGACGAAGACUGGACACAACUGCCUAGCACUUUGAGCAGAGCCACGCCAGACCCUCAUGACCCAGGAUUCUCGGAAUGGCCAGGACAAUAUCCCGAUUCCGGCUGGAUGUUACCGAAAGCUUUUGCGAAUGGACGGAUGAUUGACCAAAGGCUCAGAAGCCGUGGCUUCAUCAAGACGGUCCAAGUAAGGGGACCGGAUGCCCGUGAUGUUCAGUUGGCAAUCCACAAAGCUUUUGGCAAUGUCAUUGAGCCUUCUUCCCACCUACUCUACCACAGCAAAGCUGCGCCCGAGUCGCCACUGAAUGAAUUCCCCGGAUUGCGCCAGGAUUGGGUGCCUUUGCGCAAAAUCCACCGAGAUAACCGCCUCCGGUUUCUCGCUCCGGCCGAAAUGGCAACACCAGCUCUUUGGGGUUUUACCUUUUUGAUGUCUAGUGUCGUCAUGAAGGCCCCCAAAACCAUUGGGACGCACCGUCUGUACAUCACACAACCAGAAGCGUACAUCCAAGAUUAUAUCAUGGGUUAUCGUGCUCUUAGGCCAUCUUGGACAUGGCAAAGGGUACGUGAGCUCAGUCGGGUAUACCCCGAAACGCAUGACCCUGACGAGACAGCCAGUGAUCCUGAUGGUACCCCUGAGGCAGAUGCCCUUGAAGAGUGCUGGACUAGGAGCGACAUUCUUGAUGAGGUGCCCAUUACAGACGCUGCCAACCAGCGGAAUGGCCAGGCGCAGUUAUCAUCUGAACGUUCCGACACGGCUUCGUUUCACACGGCUUCAUCAUUCAGUAAAGCGAGUGGAACGGGAGCAGAGUCGCCACAGACAGUUUUAUGGAAAGAGCGAAAGGCUUCCUUGGCAUCCCUUUCGCGGUCCCGUUCAUUCUCACCGGCUGGCCCGUCUAGCAGCUCCCCGACUGGGAGGAGUCACAAACAGUCAUCUCUCACCCGCUAUACGAAGAAACCUUAUGAUCGUCAAUCCUCUCCCCGUGUGUCCGGCCGCGGCUCUUUGGUUCCAGGGGGACAUCAUCAAAGUCCGCCGACCAACGCCUUUUCACCACCAACUGUGUCGAUUAAGAAACGACGCGGAAAGGACCCAGACCCGACAGAUCUUGACUAUCCUCGCCAAACUGCGUCCAACUAUGGUCGGAACCGUGACCGGUCCAUGAGCCGUCGGUGCAUGAGCCGCUCGCCCACGCCUGCCUUUUACGCCACGCCGCGCAGCGAACGCUUUCCGUCUGAGGUGGGAUUCCAUCGCGGUAGCAGCCGCGGGCCCUUGCUCCCCUCAGAUGGCUAUGCUCAGGACAGCGAUCAAGAGAUGACGGGGCUAUCCAGCGGGAGUGAUGAGGGCAACGAUGAGGAUGACGGUGAUGAUGAGGACGACGAGAUGACGGACUGUCCGAUCGACGACGCGGCUACCCCGAAACGCUUCAGUUCUUCUGAGAGUGUUAGCGAUUUCUUCUUUGACCCUGAUGUCGACGACCAUGACCAAGAAGACGAGCUAGAUGGGGCAAAGACGGACGGUGAGGGCCAGGGUCAAGGCCACGGCCAGGCAAGACCGUUGAAGUCUCAAGACAUUCCGCGAGCGGGCAUCGAGACCGAUAACGACGAUUUCGGACCCUUCAGUCAACACAGUCAGAGUCCAUUGCAUGAUACGCAGGAAGACCUAGACAUCAACGUUGAUGAAGAAAGAGAAGAAAUCGGCUGUGACGACGACAACGAUGGUAACCAAACAGAUCAUUCUGAGGCACCAAGCGAGUAUCCUAGCAAGAAUAUCUCCGCUGCUCUGUCGCCGGAAACCACGAGAUUACCUAGCCCACUGAUCUCCUCCGGGCGAGGGAGUCGAAGCGGCGGAAUCCAGGGCGGUAGCCAACAGCAACAUCAACAAGGGUAUCAACAAUCGUACCCAUACCCCCGGGCGCUCACCAAGAACCAGAAUUUGGUACUGGACAUUCAAGAUGUCAUCCGGCUGGGACAUCAUGAGGAGCACCCUCACCAGCGUGAGAGCCAGGAACUACCGCCCCAGCUACAGCAUCAUAGUCCGGUGGCGACGGAGGCGGGGAGCCAGGAGCUGGGUGAAGCUCCGAGUCAUGUGUCAAGAUCGUCGCAAGCUACGACCGUCAUUAAUACUGUCACAACUUCCAACGCCGCGGGUACUGCCACCAUGUCGAAGGGCAAGGAAAGGAACAUGGACGUAAAAGCGACGGAGACAGAUACACAGAUAUGGCGAGGCAAACCUACUGCAACUACAGCUACAGCUACAGCUACAGCUACGAAACCAGAAGCGUCCUGGGUAGGCUGGGCAGAGACGGCGACGGGGAAGUGGUCCGGGUUUGAGUUUGAGAUUCAUGAAGACGAGACGAGGACUGGGACUGGGACUCAAGGGUGA
Molecule: messenger RNA, 3693 nt
Organism: Sordaria macrospora k-hell
Lineage: Eukaryota; Fungi; Ascomycota; Sordariomycetes; Sordariales; Sordariaceae
Source: RefSeq, a predicted model, not a curated record